This is a messenger RNA of Helobdella robusta, 798 nucleotides long. RefSeq lists its product as hypothetical. The transcript is spliced from 6 exons. The record is from RefSeq and is a predicted model, not a curated record. Lineage: Eukaryota; Metazoa; Annelida; Clitellata; Rhynchobdellida; Glossiphoniidae. Bases 1 to 798 code for a protein of 265 amino acids.
AUGGCAAAUAACCAUAACAGCAACAACCCAAAUGUGGCCAACGACUACAACAGCAACAACAACAACCACAACAACAACCACAACAACAACUACCACAACAACAACAACCACAACAACAACAACCACAACAACAACUACCACAACAACAACAACAACCACAACAACAACUACCACAACAACAACUACCACAACAACAACAACAACAACCACAACAACAACAACCACAACAACAACAACCACAACAACCACAACCACAACAACCACAACAACAACCACAACAACAACCACAACAACAACCACAACAACAACUACCACAACAACAACUACCACAACAACAACAACAACUACUACAACAUCAACUACAACAACCACAGCAACUACAACAACAACAUCAACAACAGCAACAACAACAACAACAGCAACAACAACAACAGCAACAACAACAACAACUACAACAUCAACAACCAAGACACGUCGGAGAUGAAAACGACGAGGAUGUUUUCCAGCCCCAAGCACUCCCCUGCCAAGUUGCCCCUGUCCAGCCACGGCCUGCCAGAGUGGAGGGAGAUAGCGGAUUCGGACAUCCUUCCGAAUAGAACGGCCGGCCAGAUCAAGGACAAAUGGAGGAUCAUGGCCGGUAUGCGAAGGCAGUACCACAUCCAAGCGAAGGAUCUUGCCCGAAGUCUGAAUGACAUUCGUCACCAACACGGGCUCACACAUCAACAACAACAUCAGCAGACAUCAACAACAACAUCAACAACAUCAGCCGACAUCAACAACAACAUCAGAAGUUUCUAG